Molecule: messenger RNA, 2141 nt
Organism: Scheffersomyces coipomensis
Lineage: Eukaryota; Fungi; Ascomycota; Pichiomycetes; Serinales; Debaryomycetaceae
Exons: 1
Coding region: 194-1651 (485 amino acids)
Biological process (GO): maturation of LSU-rRNA from tricistronic rRNA transcript (SSU-rRNA, 5.8S rRNA, LSU-rRNA)
Cellular component (GO): nucleolus
Molecular function (GO): rRNA binding
Source: RefSeq, a predicted model, not a curated record
UUCCAUCAACAAAAAUGGAGACAAUGAAAGUAGCCAGAAAUUUUGAGAAUUUAAAGAACCCACAUCCUUUGUGGUUAUAUGCAGGUACUAACAAACAGGGCGUAACACAAUUUUUUUUUAGAGCUCAUCUCUAUAUAGUUUAUAGUAAAAGAUUUUUCAACUAAUUUGAUCUGAAGGGAUAGAAACAACCAGGAUGUCUAGUUUUAGUUCUUUAUUCGGGGGUAAUAAAGGAGACAGUUAUGAUCUGGCUGUUGACUCUUUAUUUAAGAAGUCAAGUGAUGGUCCGGUGUCAAGAAAUCAAUUAAAGAGUGAUAGAACUGUGAUUGAGAUCCCACAAAGAGAACCAAUAGAAGAAGAUGAUGAUGAUGAAGAAGUUGAUGACGAUGAAGAAAACGAUGAUGAAGAUGAAGAGGAAGAAAUAGAAGAACCAGUUGCCAAAAAAAGUAAGAAAAAGAAGGAUGCUCAUGAUGAUUUAGAACAUCAAUAUUAUGCAAAAUUAUUAAAAGAAGACGAACCUAAGUCAGAAGAAAAGGAAGAAAAAGAAGAUAAAGAAGAUGAAGAAGAAGAUAAUAGUGGAAGUGAUGAUGAUAAUGAUUCAACUGAAGAAACUUCAACCAAAGAAACUAAAGGUAGGGCUGCCAAAACCAUUGAUUUAAAAGAAACUGAAUUAGAAAAAGCUGAAAGAACUAUCUUUGUAGGUAAUUUAACUGCAAAUGUUAUUAAUUCAAAACCAAUUGCUAAAAAAUUAAAACAAUUAUUCUCAGAAGUUGGUAAAAUUGAUUCUGUAAGAUAUAGAUCUAUUGCAUUUGAAGAAAAUUUACCAAGAAAGAUUGCUAUUGCUAAAAGGAAUUUACAUAAAUCAAGAGAUACUUUGAAUGCUUAUAUUGUAUAUAAAGAAAAACCAUCAUCAUUAAAAGCUGUUACUAGAUUCAAUGGUACUAUAUUUGAACAUUUCCAUCUUCGAGUUGAUCAUAUUGCUCAUCCUUCACCAAAAGAUAAUAAAAGAACUAUAUUUGUGGGUAAUUUAGAUUUUGAAGAAAAGGAAGAAACUUUAUGGAGAUAUUUUAAUUCUAAAUUGAAUAAUGAUGUUGAAUCAGUUAGAGUUAUUCGUGAUUCUAAGACUAAUGUUGGUAAAGGGUUUGCCUUAGUUCAAUUCAAUGAUACCUUAUCUGUUAAUAAAGCAUUAUUAUUACAUGAUAAACCAAUUGAAAAUUAUCAAGAUUCUACCAAUUCCGAUUCUAAAAAGAAAAAAUUAGGUAGAAAAUUACGUAUAUCAAGAGCUAAUUCCAAAGUUAAGCCUUCAACUUUAUCACCAAAUCAUAUUGAUAAUGUUAAGAAAUCUUAUGCAUCAAGUAAAUCAAGAUUUUCUAAUAAUAAUGUUAAUUUAACUGAACAACAAAAAGUUAAAUUAGGUAGAGGUAAAUCCAUCUUAGGUAAAGCUGAUAAAUCCACCAUUGGUCAAGCCAAGAGACAAAUCAUUGAAGGUCAUAGAGCCUCCAAGGGUCAACCUAUAGUUGGUAUCAAGGGACUUAAAACUGGUAAAGUUAAGAAACCAAGAUUAAGAGAUAGAUCUACCAAAUUUAAAGCUGAAAGAAAACAAAUGCAAACUGAAGUUGCCACCCCAAAUAACAGAGGAAGUGAUAGAAAGUAAGUAAGUAAUCGAAGUAAAUAAAAUAGCUUAUAAAUCAUAUGUAUAAUAGACGUAAAUAAUAUUAGAUCAUCCAUUCAUUAUCCCUAAUUCAGUAAAAGCAAAAGUUUAUAGUACAACCUUAUCAGUUAUAUUUAAAGCCAAAGGGAGAAGUGGCUACGAAAAGAAACAAAUUGUGGAUGGUUGUAAAGGGGAAUAAAUGCGAAAGGGGGAAUCACAAUUAGUGAGUGCUAGGCUAGGGGGCAGAGGCAGAACAAAAGAUAGUGAGUGACGCGGGGGGGGGGCAGGGAGAAGUCCUCUUACGAUAUAAAAUGGCAGUAAAUUAUCUCUUAUCUCUACGAAUGAUUUCCUCCUUCUUUUUCUUCUUCUUCUUCUUCUUCUUGUUCUAUAGACUCAAUUGAAUCAAUUGUAUCAAACAUGGGUAACAAACCUUCCAAAUCAGACUCUGUGAGUCAAACUACUACUGCUUCUUCCCGUUCUGAAGAAUCACUUA